Molecule: messenger RNA, 1947 nt
Organism: Rhinopithecus roxellana (golden snub-nosed monkey)
Lineage: Eukaryota; Metazoa; Chordata; Mammalia; Primates; Cercopithecidae
Gene: SAMSN1
Product: SAM domain, SH3 domain and nuclear localization signals 1
Exons: 9
Coding region: 360-1274 (304 amino acids)
Molecular function (GO): protein binding
Source: RefSeq, a predicted model, not a curated record
CAGUGCUGACUGUUUUCAGUUGUUUCUGUAACAGCAGAAAGUGCACUUACUAGGAGUAGUCAGAAUUCAAAAUGCUCAAGAGAAAGCCAUCCAAUGUUUCAGAGAAGGAGAAACAUCAAAAACCAAAGCUUUCAGUUUCCUGAUACCCCACAGAAGUGUAUUCCACUGGCACCACACGACACUGAAGCAAUUCUAACGGAUUAUUUUAACGAAGCAGCAGUUUUGGGAAUUUCGAUCGUUUUCGGAAUAAUUCUUUAUCAAAACCAGAUGAUUCAACUGAGGUACAUGAAGGAGAUCCCACAAAUGAAAGUGGAGAACCAAGUAAAACUUCAAAUAAUGGAGGAGGUUUGGGUAAAAAAAUGAGAGCUAUUUCAUGGACAAUGAAGAAAAAAGUUGGUAAAAAGUACAUCAAAGCCCUUUCUGAGGAAAAGGAUGAGGAAGAUGGAGAGAAUGCCCACCCAUAUAGAAACAGUGACCCUGUGAUUGGGACCCACACAGAGAAGGUGUCCCUCAAAGCCAGUGACUCCAUGGAUAGUCUCUACAGUGGACAGAGCUCAUCAAGUGGCAUAACAAGCUGUUCAGAUGGUACGAGUAACCGGGACAGCUUUCGACUGGAUGACGAUGGCCCCUAUUCAGGACCAUUCUGCGGUCGUGCCAGAGUGCAUACGGAUUUCACACCAAGUCCCUAUGACACUGACUCCCUCAAAAUCAAGAAAGGAGACAUCAUAGACAUUAUCUGCAAAACACCAAUGGGGAUGUGGACGGGAAUGUUGAACAAUAAAGUGGGAAACUUCAAAUUCAUUUAUGUGGAUGUCAUCUCAGAAGAGGAAGUAGCCCCCAAGAAAAUAAAGGCAAACCGAAGGAGUAACAAUGAAAAAUCCAAGACUCUGCAGGAGUUCCUAGAGAGGAUUCAUCUUCAGGAAUAUACCUCAACACUUUUGCUCAAUGGUUAUGAGACUCUAGAAGAUUUAAAGGAUAUAAAAGAGAGUCACCUCAUUGAAUUAAAUAUUGAAAACCCAGAUGACAGAAGAAGGUUACUAUCAGCUGCUGAAAACUUCCUCGAAGAAGAAAUUAUUCAAGAGCAAGAAAAUGAACCUAUGCCUCUAUCCUUGAGCUCAGACAUCUCCUUAAAUAAGUCACAGUUAGAUGACUGCCCAAGGGACUCUGGUUGUUAUAUCUCAUCAGGAAAUUCAGAUAAUGGCAAAGAGGAUCUGGAGUCUGAAAAUUUGUCUGACAUGGUACAUAAGAUUACUAUCGCAGAGCCAAGUGACUGAACACACACUCUCAACUAUAUAUCUACAGAUGCAUCCGUUUUAACUCUUCUUGAGUUAAAACAUCAAAUAGGAGAGGAAGAUAAAUAUUUGUAAAUAAAACCUAGGUUUAAAUGUUUUAAUCUGAAUAAUUGUACAUAAAAUUUUGUAUCUCUAACAUUCCAAAUUAUUGUCAAUAAAUAUAUAUUUAUUAUUUUAAAUACUAUGUGUUAACAUUUCACUUGCCUGUAUUAGAAAGGCAUAAUGUAAGACUUUGGUAUGUGUGACAUAUGCUUCAUUUGACUUUCUUUUACAAGUACAAUAUCUGCAAAAAACAAAGUAACCUUUUUUCCUACCUGCCAGUUUUGCAUUUGUAUAUGUUAUUGAACAAAUAGUAUUAGAGGAUUCACUGUUGAAACAAGUUGUCCAAGCAAUGCCAUAUUCAUUUUUACACUUAUUGGGAAACUGUGAGUUAAUAUUGGACACAUUGUAUCCUGAUCCACAGUGGAGUUUCAGUAAUUAUAUUUUGUUGACUUUAUUUUGUUUUCUAGUAUAAAAGUAUAGAUAAUGUGUUGUCACUUCUGAUUUAGUGAAAUCAAUUGUAAUAAUUUUACAGAUAUUUUGUCUUUAAGUGUAAAUAUUUUAAAAUUCGACAUAACCUAAUGUUAAUAAUAAAAAGAACUAUUUGCAUAUUGCA